AUGCCACCAAUUCGCUCUGAAUCCUCGCAGAAAUUGGCUAAUCAGGAGGGCAAGGUUUUGCUAGCCCUUUCCGAUAUCAAAGAUGGCCGUAUCACCUCUCUUCGCGCGGCAGCGAAGCUAUACGAAAUACCCUUCUCUACACUACAAGCACGCGCCGACGGCCGAAUUGCACGUGUUGAUAAGCGCCCAAAUCGCUAUAAAUUGACGCAAUUAGAAGAGGAUGCACUUACACAAUGGAUAAUAUCUAUGGAUUCACGUGGAGCAGCGCCUAGACCUGCUACUAUUGGAGAGAUGGCGAAUAUCCUACUAGCUGCACGCGGUAGCCAGCCUCCGCCUACUGUUGGAAAGAAUUGGCCAUCUCAGUUUGUUGAACGUCGCGAUGAGCUUCGAACACGUUUCUCGGUACGAUACGACUACCAGCGCGCAUUAAACGAAGACCCAAAAGCCCUACGAGCCUGGUUUGCGACCGUAAAAAACGUGAUUGACGAGAACGGGAUACAACCGGAGGAUAUCUACAACUUCGAUGAGACAGGCUUCGCAAUGGGCCUUAUAUCUUCGCAGAAAGUGGUUACGCGAGCUGAAUUCUACGGUCGGAGACGUCUUUUGCAGCCAGGAAAUCGUGAAUGGGUUACUGCUAUCGAAGCAAUCUGCGCAGAUGGCUAUUCGCUACCGCCAUGCAUAAUCUUUAAGGGCAAAGUUGCUAUUGCUAGUUGGUUCGAUAACCUACCAAAAGACUGGCGAUUUGAGGUCUCUGAUAACGGCUGGACUACCGAUGAGAUUAGCCUACGCUGGCUACAAAAGAUCUUUAUUCCAUCAACGAAUUCGCGUAUACGCGGCCGGUUUCGUCUACUAAUUCUUGACGGCCAUGGUAGCCACCUUACGCCCCAAUUCGACCGAAUCUGCGCAGAAAACGAUAUUAUACCUCUUUGUAUGCCUUCACAUUCGUCGCAUCUACUACAACCACUAGAUGUUGGCUGCUUUGCAGUUAUUAAGAGGGCGUAUAGCCGUUUUGUCAGCGAUCUUGCGCGUACGGGAUACAACCAUAUCGACAAGUGCGAUUUCUUAGAAAACUACCAACACGCGCGGCUAGAAGCCUUCCAAAAGCUAUCUAUCAUUCAGAAUAGCUUUGCAGCUAGUGGCCUAGUGCCAGUCGAUGCAGAAAGAGUGCUUUCGAAGCUCAAUAUCUCCCUACGAACACCUACGCCACCAAGCAGCCGGCCAAGCAGCAGAUCUAGCCAAUUCACGCAAAAAACGCCUCGAACCGUCGUUCAGCUACAUAAGCAAGCUUCAAUGCUCAAAGAUCUAUUAAAGCAGCGGUCGAAAAGCCCUCCGAGCCCAUCAAAUGCUCUAUUAGAUCGGAUUAUCAAGGGCCAUAGCGAAGCGCUAUAUAACACUGCAUUGCUUGCGCAGGAGAACGCGAAUCUACGCAUAGCGAACGAGAGAAUCGUCAAGAAGCGCAAUCGGUCGAAUAGGAAGAUACCCUGCGAAGGGGGUCUAAGCGUCGAAGAGGGCCUACAGCUAAUUAAACAGCUAAACCAGCCGUCAGGCAAAUCCACCACCUACCAGGGCCCCGCCUAG
Messenger RNA from Penicillium oxalicum, 1578 nucleotides. RefSeq lists its product as uncharacterized. The transcript has 2 exons. Gene Ontology annotation, cellular component: nucleus. NCBI's taxonomy places the organism in Eukaryota, Fungi, Ascomycota, Eurotiomycetes, Eurotiales, Aspergillaceae. Bases 1 to 1578 code for a protein of 525 amino acids. Gene Ontology annotation, molecular function: DNA binding. The record is from RefSeq and is a predicted model, not a curated record.